Messenger RNA from Vitrella brassicaformis, 1209 nucleotides. Lineage: Eukaryota; Vitrellaceae. The record is from the annotation of a GenBank genome assembly.
CAGAAACUGAAGAGAGAAUGGACGGGUACGACUCAUCUGCGGCAAAGCAUGCAGAUUCUCUACAAGGACAUCUAUGACACUUCUGGUCAGCAAAAACACACACAUGGGCGGCACAACGGGACGCAUUCACCGUCUCCCUCCCCCCUGCGUGUGUGCCUUACUGCAGACAAAAACCGUGUGCUCGAUGUCAACCCGACCGACACCAUCGAGAAGGUCAAAGCCAAGAUCCGCCACAACGAGGGCCUCCCUCGCCACCAAGUCAAGCUGCUGCUGCGGCCCGCCUACCGCUGGUUUGAGCUGAAAGACGGCCGCUCUCUGAAGGACUGCCGCAUUGGCCACAUGAGCACUUUGGAGGUGGCGGUCAAGUGGCUGAGUGAGCAACAGAUGGAUGGCGACCUUCGGCUGCUGCGAGUUGAGUUGGAAGACGUGCAAAGCCAGCUGGCUACGGCGGCUUCCCAGCUGGGCCGGCAGGAGGAGCUGACGGCGGCCGUCAUCGAGGCCAUGGAAAAGCACCUGGAUGAGGAGCGAGCCAAACAUGCUAAAGCGGAGGCGGAGAGCAAUAAGAGGCGCGGGGAGAAGGGCAUGAUGUCGGCGUGUGUGGUGUGUUACGACGCUCCCCUUGAGGUGGUCCUGAUGCCCUGCAGACACCUGUGCCUCUGCAGCGGUACGUUGGGCAGGCGGGAGGGAAAGGAGCCACAGAGACCAUCACACCAUCAUCAAUGUCUGUGUGUUUGGCUUUGUGUGGUAGGUUGUUUCGAGGAGCUCAAAGAGCACGACGGCGGGAGGCUGCUGUGCCCCAUCUGCCGCAACCAAUGUGAUACAGAGCUCUCGGGGCCCGUCUACUAACAUGCAUUCGAGCCACACACCUGACUGACAUGUGUGGAGGGGAGAGGGGGGAGACCCACGGGCGUGUCUGUGCUCUGGAGGUGUCAUGAUUCGGCUGCGCGUGCAUGUCGUUGAGCCCACUGCGCUUCUCUGUGCUGUGCUGUGCUGUGCUGUGGUGCACAAUAGUUGUAGACUAGGUCACGGCGAUUUUCCACUGAUGCGCUGCACAGCCAGAUACAAUGGUGUUCUGUGUAUGAGAGUCGGGGCGUUUGGAGAGGGCUUUCUUUUUUGCUUUUUCAAGAUAUUUCCGGGGUGUGUCUGUUAUGUUCGUGCCGACCAAUCGAGACCAUCGAAGCUGUCAUCGAUCAAAUGCAGUGUCAUUCA